AUGUCAGGUGAACUUUUAGUGUCAAGACCAUUUGUUGACACGCGGGCUGUAUCCCAUGAUCUGCCUCCCAGAUCCCAAGAGUCGAUUAUCAAAGAGAACAUGUUUCCGUCCUCUGGUUUGGCUACGGUAGGCUACCGGACCGCCAAGUAUACGCCUGAUGAGUGGGGAGCCAAAAACAACUCCACUUUCGCCCAGGCGACAGGCGAUCGGGACAACGCGGAGAGGAUCCGAUAUGAGUCAAAAUCUCUUCACAAGGAGACGGAGACGAGGACGCUUCGGUCCCAGGCGGAGGGGACGCGGUACUUGGGAGAACGGCUGCAGGAAAUUAACUUCUGGCAGUCGGAACUGCACCGGCACAUCGAGGAGCUAACCAGGGAGAUAGAGAUGCUGUUGGGGCAAAAGCGCCGACUGGAAAAGGCGCUGGAAGCCACCGAGAUCCCUUACGCCAUUGCGACGGACAACCUCACCUGCCGGGAGCGCCGACUCGGACCAGACUUGGUCAAAGACGAAGUGGAGGAACAGCUACUGAGAGAAGUGGAGCUGAUCCGGAGUGUCCAAGCACUUCUGAAAAAAACUUUAAACCAAACCGUCAAUCAAAUAAGGGCUGACAGAGAGGUGAAGCAGACUCUAGAGCAGGACUGGUGUGAUAAGUCUCAGGCCUACAGCAUGGACGUCCAGUGCGGACGCUACAGCAACCAGAGCAUGGACAUCCAGAACCACCCCAGCUCUCUGCAGCUCCAGGAGCACGUCUCCAUGCGUGACUCGUGGGUGCGGUUCUCUGAGGAGAACGUGUCGCUGGCGCGGCGGGAGGAGCAGGCCUCAGUGGAGCUGCGGCGGCUGGUGGAGGGCAUGCUGGGAGACGUGGCGGAGGACCUGCGGGCGCAGUGCGCGGCGGUGGAGCAGGCCUUCACGCUGCGCUGCCAGCAGCUGGGAGAGGCCCGGGCCCGGCUGGAGCAGCACCUGGCCCAGAUCCUGGAGGAGACGGGGGCCCAGGAGCGUAGCAUCCGGAUGCUGAGGCAGGCCCUGCACGAUAAGGAGGCCCCCAUGAGGGUGGCGGAGUCCCGCCUGUACACCCGCGCCCAGAGGCCCAACGUGGAGCUGUGCCGGGACGCUCCCCAGAUGAGGCUGGUGGGGGAGGUGGGGGAGAUCUUCAGCAGCAUGCAGGCCCUGCAGGACCAGCUCUCGGCGGCUCGGGGCUCCCUGAGGGAGCUGGAGGACACGCGCAUGGCCCUGGAGAAGGACCUCAGCUGCAAGAAGCACAGCCUGAUGAUCGACGAGCAGAAGUGCAUGUCCCUGCGCACACGCUACCCCACCGUGCUCGCUCUGUCCGGGUACUGAGGGCUCUGUUACCCCACACCUGCCCCCACCAUCACUCUGUCCCCAUACUGAGGGCUCUGUUACCCCAAACCUGCCCCCACCAUCACUCUGUCCCCAUACUGAGGGCUCUGUUACCCCAAACCUGCCCCCACCAUCACUCUGUCCCCAUACUGAGGGCUCUGUUACCCCAAACCUGCCCCCACUAUCACUCUGUCCCUAUACUGAGGGCUCUGUUACCCCAAACCUGCCCCGGUUACCCCAUACUGAGGGCUCUGUUACCCCAAACCUGCCCUGGUUACCCCAUACUGAGGGCUCUGUUACCCCAAACCUGCCCUGGUUACCCCAUACUGAGGGCUCUGUUACCCCAAACCUGCCCUACCUUCUCUGCAAACUGAUUACUGUUGAAAACUGUUGAAAAAAAAAGAACAUCUGAAAAUAGUGUGUGUGUGUGUGUGUGUGUGUGUCCCUAUGUCUGUUGAGGGCAUUGUCUGUUGAUUGUUUUUUCCGCAGCACUGCUGAAAUCGCAUUCUCUAUACUCCUUGCCCUGCUCUUUCCAUUUGCCCUUUCGGUUUUGUGCGGUUUGAAGUGUAAACGGUGUGGCCUCGGAUAAACUAGGCCGGACUUAAAACGGAAUAAAUCCCAGCAGCUCGCUUUGAAAAUGU
This is a messenger RNA of Conger conger (European conger), 1979 nucleotides long. RefSeq names its product tektin 4 (gene tekt4). Gene Ontology annotation, cellular component: sperm flagellum; nucleus; microtubule cytoskeleton. The record is from RefSeq and is a predicted model, not a curated record. Gene Ontology annotation, biological process: cilium assembly; cilium movement involved in cell motility. The transcript has 6 exons. Bases 1 to 1338 code for a protein of 445 amino acids. Lineage: Eukaryota; Metazoa; Chordata; Actinopteri; Anguilliformes; Congridae.